This is a messenger RNA of Ochotona princeps (American pika), 5803 nucleotides long. RefSeq names its product AT-rich interaction domain 2 (gene ARID2). Gene Ontology annotation, biological process: regulation of DNA-templated transcription. Lineage: Eukaryota; Metazoa; Chordata; Mammalia; Lagomorpha; Ochotonidae. The record is from RefSeq and is a predicted model, not a curated record. The coding region runs from base 155 to 5629 and encodes 1824 amino acids. Gene Ontology annotation, molecular function: DNA binding. The transcript is spliced from 21 exons. Gene Ontology annotation, cellular component: SWI/SNF superfamily-type complex.
CCCGCCCGCCCUCCUGCGCCGCCGCCGCCGCCGGCCCAUGACCGAGCCCCGCCGCCGCCGCCGAGGAAUGGGCUCCGGGCCGCGGUAGGAGCGCGGGCAGCGGGGCCGCUUCGCCACAGCCAUCGGGCUUCUGAGGGCCGCCCGGGGGGACGCCAUGGCCGGCGCGACGGGGAAGGCGCCUCCGGACGAGCGGAGAAAGGGGCUGGCUUUCCUGGACGAGCUGCGGCAGUUCCACCACAGCCGGGGGUCGCCGUUUCGGAAGAUCCCCGCGGUGGGCGGCAGGGAGCUGGACCUGCACAGCCUCUACACCAGAGUCACUACUUUAGGCGGCUUCGCGAAGGUUUCUGAGAAGAACCAGUGGGGAGAGAUUGUGGAAGAGUUCAACUUUCCCAGAAGUUGCUCGAACGCUGCCUUUGCUUUAAAACAGUAUUACUUGCGUUAUCUAGAAAAAUAUGAGAAAGUUCAUCAUUUUGGGGAGGAUGAUGAUGAGGUACCACCAGGCAAUCCAAAGCCACAACUUCCUAUUGGUGCAAUUCCAUCUUCCUACAAUUACCAGCAACACAGCGUGUCAGAUUAUUUGCGGCAAAGUUAUGGGUUAUCUAUGGACUUUAAUUCACCAAAGGAUUAUAACAAGUUGGUGCUCUCACUGCUCUCUGGCCUCCCGAAUGAAGUGGAUUUCGCUAUCAAUGUGUGCACUCUCCUGUCAAAUGAGAGCAAGCACGCCAUGCAGCUGGAGAAAGACCCUAAGAUCAUCACUCUGUUGCUUGCUAACGCAGGGGUGUUUGAUGACACUUUAGGAUCCUUUUCCACUGUGUUUGGAGAAGAAUGGAAAGAGAAGACGGAUAGAGAUUUUGUGAAGUUUUGGAAAGAUAUUGUUGAUGAUAACGAAGUACGUGACCUCAUUUCGGACAGAAACAAGUCUCAUGAAGGCCCACCGGGGGACUGGAUUUGGGAGUCCUUGUUCCACCCGCCCCGGAAGCUGGGCAUUAACGACAUCGAAGGCCAGCGGGUCCUCCAGAUCGCAGUGAUCCUGCGCAAUCUUUCCUUUGAGGAGGGCAACGUGAAGCUCUUGGCAGCUAACCGUACCUGUCUGCGUUUCCUGUUACUCUCAGCACACAGUCAUUUUAUUUCUUUAAGGCAGUUAGGCCUUGACACAUUAGGAAAUAUUGCAGCUGAGCUUUUAUUGGACCCUGUUGAUUUCAAAACUACUCAUCUAAUGUUUCAUACUGUUACAAAAUGCCUGAUGUCAAGGGAUAGGUUUCUGAAGAUGAGGGGCAUGGAAAUUCUGGGAAAUCUUUGCAAAGCAGAGGACAACGGCGUUCUAAUCUGUGAAUAUGUUGAUCAAGAUUCCUAUCGCGAGAUCAUUUGUCAUCUCACUCUGCCAGAUGUGCUGCUUGUAAUCUCAACACUUGAGGUGCUAUACAUGCUCACCGAAAUGGGAGAUGUUGCUUGCACAAAAAUCGCAAAAGUAGAAAAGAGUAUAGACAUGUUAGUGUGUCUGGUUUCUAUGGAUAUUCAGAUGUUUGGCCCUGAUGCUUUAGCUGCAGUAAAACUCGUAGAACAUCCAAGUUCCAGCCAUCAAGUUUUGUCUGAAAUCAGGCCACAGGCUGCGGAGCACAUCCCAACCUCAGCGCCCAUCGCUUCUGCCUCCGCUUCCAGAGCAGCUGCAACGCAGCAUGUCGCUCCACCCCCGGGCAUAGUGGAAAUAGACAGCGACAAGUUUGCUUGCCAGUGGCUAAAUGCUCAUUUCGAAGUAAAUCUAGAUUGUUCUGUUUCUCGGGCAGAAAUGUAUUCUGAGUACCUCUCAACUUGCAGUAAAUUAGCUCGUGGCGGAAUCUUAACAUCAACUGGAUUUUAUAAAUGUCUUAGAACGGUCUUCCCGAAUCACAGCGUGAAGAGAGUCGAGGACCCCAGCAGCAGCGGACAGGCCCACAUUCACGUGGUGGGCGUCCGCCGGAGGGCCAUCCCACUCCCCAUUCAGAUGUACUACCAGCAGCAGCCCGUGUCUACUCCUGUGGUCCGUGUUGAUUCUCUCCCUGAUGGGUCCACAGCUCCUACACCUGCAGGAAUCCCUCAUGGAUCACAAACUGUAGGAAACCAUUACCAGAGGACUCCUGUUACCAAUCAGUCUUCAAAUUUGACUGCAACACCAAUGUCUUUUCCUGUACAAGGUGUUCAUACUGUGGCACAGACUGUUUCAAGAAUUCCACCAAAUUCUUCAGUUCACACCCACCAGCAGCAAAAUACUCCAGUGACUGUCCUUCAGAAUAAAGUUCCAGUUCCUUGUGAAGUUGUUAAGGCUGCCGUGAUCCAGAACUCCGUGCCCCAGACAGCAGUUCCUACACACCUUGCCCAGAGUUCGGUGGUACAGAAUCACAGUGCAGGGCCCCCGCCUGUUCCAGUUGUGAAUUCCCAGACGUUGCUUCACCACCCAUCUGUAAUCCCACAGCCGUCUCCAUUGCACACCGUGGCACCAGGACAGAUAGCUUCAGGCACCCCCGUUACGGUCAUCCAGCAAGCGCUCCCACAGAGUCACAUAUUUGGCAGAGUACAGAAUAUACCAGCAUGUGCUUCUGCAGUUUCACAGGGUCAGCAGUUGCUCACCACCUCACCCCAACCUGUGCAAACUUCAUCCCAGCAGACAUCAGUUGGUAGUCAGCCACAAGACACUGUUAUCAUAGCACCCCCACAGUAUGUAACAACUUCCGCAUCCAAUAUUGUCUCAGCAACUUCAGUGCAGAAUUUUCAGGUAGCUACGGGACAAAUGGUUACUAUUGCUGGUGUCCCAAGUCCACAGCCCUCGAGGGUAGGGUUUCAGAACAUUGCACCAAAACCUCUCCCUUCUCAGCAAGUUUCAUCAACAGUGGUACAGCAGCCUAUUCAACAACCACAGCAACCAGCCCAACAAAGUGUGGUGAUUGUAAGCCAGCCAGCUCAACAAGGUCAAACGUAUGCACCGGCCAUUCACCAGAUUGUUCUGGCUAAUCCCGCAGCUCUUCCGGCUGGUCAGACAGUUCAGCUUACCGGACAACCGAACGUAACUCCAUCUUCUUCACCAUCACCUGUCCCAGCUACUAAUACCCAAGUCCCUACUGCCCCGUCAUCCUCCGCCCCUCAGCCACAGGGACCACCCCCUACUGUCAGUCAAAUGCUGUCUGUAAAAAGGCAGCAGCAGCAGCAACACUCGCCUGCAGCACAGCAGGUCCAAGUUCAGCAGCCACAGCAAGUACAGGUGCAGGUUCAGCCUCAGCAAGCAAAUGCUGGAGUUGGGCAGCCUGCUUCUGGGGAGUCGAGUCUGAUAAAACAGCUGCUGCUUCCAAAGCGGGGCCCUUCGACUCCAGGUGGUAAGCUUAUUCUCCCGGCCCCACAGAUUCCUCCCCCCAACAAUGCAAGAGCUCCCAGCCCUCAGGUGGUCUACCAGGUGGCCAACAACCAAGCAGCAGGCUUUGGAGUGCAGGGGCAGACUCCAGCUCAGCAACUGUUGGUUGGGCAGCAGAAUGUGCAGCUGGUCCAAAGUGCAAUGCCACCCACAGGGGGAGUGCAAACUGUGCCCAUCUCGAACUUACAAAUAUUGCCAGGCCCACUGAUCUCCAACAGCCCAGCGACCAUUUUCCAAGGGACAUCUGGCAACCAGGUAACCAUUACAGUUGUGCCAAAUACAAGUUUUGCUACUGCAACUGUGAGUCAGGGAAACGCAUCUCAGCUCAUGGCUCCAGCAGGACUUGCCGUGAGUGGUCCGCAGGCAGGAGUCGGGCUUCAGAUGCAGACGCUCCCAGCCGCACAGGCAGCGCCUGCGGGACAACCCUCAUGUGCUCCUGCUGCUCCCCCAUUCAGAGGCGACAAGAUCAUUUGCCAGAAGGAGGAGGAAGCCAAGGAAGCAACAGGUUUACAUGUUCAUGAACGUAAAAUUGAAAUCAUGGAAAACCCAUCCUGCCGGCGAGGAAGCACCCACACCAGCAAUGGGGAUACACAGGAGAGUGAAAUGCCAGUGGGAAGUCUGUUGAACGGGAAGAAGUACAGUGACUCAAGUCUACCUCCUUCAAACUCAGGGAAAACUCAGGGUGAGACUCAUCAGGGCUCCCUGGUAAGCAAUGGGCCAUUGAUCGAUUUAGGUGAGAAUGGAGCCUCUGGAAAACAGAACUCAGAGCAGAUGGACAUACAGGAUGUCAAAAGUGAUUUGAAAAAACCCAUGGUUAAUGGAAUCUGUGAUUUUGAUAAAGGGGAUGGUUCUCAUUUAAGCAAAAACAUUCCAAAUCACAAAACUUCCAAUCAUGUAGGGAAUGGUGAGAUUUCUCCAGUGGAACCACAAGGGGCUUCAGAUGGCACUCAGCGUGACAGCGCCAAAGGUGACCAGCUGGAAAGGAUUUCCAAUGGACCUGUGUUAACUUUGGGGGGGUCGCCAUCUGCGAGCAGUUUGCAGGAGUCUUUGAAUGUGGCAACACAGCAAUCUGGUAGUACUGAUUUGCCCAAUGGACCUCUAGCUUCAAGUUUGAAUUCAGAUGUGCCUCAGCAACGCCCAAGUGUAGUUGUCUCACCGCAUUCUACAACCUCUGUUAUACAGGGGCAUCAGAUCGUAACAGUUCCCCACUCAGGACCGCGAGUGUCCCAUUCUGCCCUGUCAGCUGACAUUCGCUCUGCAAAUGGCACAGCAGAGUGCAAAACUGCCAAGCGGCCAGCAGAAGACAGUGACAGGGAGACAGUCGCAGGAAUUCCAAGUAAGGUCGGAGUUCGAAUUGUUACAAUCAGCGACCCCAACAACGCUGGCUGCAGUGCCACGAUGGUUGCUGUGCCGGCAGGAGCAGAUCCAAGCACUGUAGCUAAGGCAGCGAUAGAAAGUGCUGCUCAGCAGAAGCAGCAGCAUCCCCCGACACAUGUACAGAAUGUGGUCCCACAGAGCACUCCCAUGCCUCCUUCAGCAGCUGUUCCCGCUCAGGGCCAGCCUGGCAGUUGUCAGCCGCCUCCAUCCGGCGCAUCCGGGCAGCGCGGAGACGCCGUAGGAAAGCCUGGACAGAGCUUCAUGUGUCUGUGGCAGUCUUGUAAAAAGUGGUUUCAGACGCCCUCCCAGGUGUUCUACCACGCAGCUACUGAGCACGGGGGGAAAGACGUGUACCCAGGCCAGUGUCUAUGGGAAGGCUGUGAGCCCUUCCAGCGGCAAAGGUUUUCUUUCAUCACCCACUUACAGGAUAAGCACUGUUCAAAGGAUGCCCUGCUUGCAGGAUUAAAACAGGAUGAACCAGGACAAAUGGGAAGUCAAAAAUCUUCUACCAAGCAGCCAGCUGGAGGGGGCACAAGCUCUGCCCCACGAGCCCAGAAGGCCAUUGUGAACCACCCCAGCGCCGCCCUCAUGGCUCUGAGGAGGGGGUCCCGGAACCUCGUCUUUCGUGACUUCACAGAUGAAAAAGAGGGACCAAUAACUAAACACAUCCGACUAACAGCUGCCUUAAUCCUAAAAAAUAUCGGUAAACACUCAGAGUGUGGUCGCAGAUUGCUAAAGAGACAUGAAAACAACCUAUCCGUGCUUGCUAUAAGCAACAUGGAAGCUUCCUCCACCCUUGCCAAAUGCCUUUACGAACUCAACUUCACAGUGCAGAGCAAAGAGCAAGAACAAGACUCAGAAAUGCUGCAGUGAAACCCCGCUGGGCCAGCGGGGACUCCGAGUCAGACACAUUUCACACACUGGUAAGAAAGCACCACGUCUUAAUGGAACAGAGAGCAUGGAAUGGAUUAUUCUCACUCCUGCCAUGAGCUGAGAGGAAGUCCGUAUUCUGAUCUCUGAGUGAAUCCCUUUGUUCUGUUUUUAAAA